AAGAGAAUUAGCUUAAAUGGACGUGAAUGCAGAGGCCGGACUGUUUUCCAUUACAACGCAGAGGGGAAUGACUGGGAAUCGCGUAGCGGCGGCAUUAUGAAUUCGCGUAUUCGUUGCCCGCGAUUCGUCGAGCGAGCGAGCGAGCGUUCGCUGUAACGUCGCUGCCACUUUCCAACGGACACGGAUGAUUUACACCGGCCGAUCGUUUAAACAGUCGCCAUUUCACGCCCGUCCUUUCCUCGUUUUUCAUCCAUCCUCGUUCGCUCGCCACGGUAGAAGUAACGAUCCGUCCAAUUAUUCUACCGAAAAUCCGAGAUGGAUUUUCGCCACAGUUUCGCCGAUUCGAGGUGACGACAAAACCGUGAUGCUGGAAAAUUGAACACGACAAGGAGAGAUUCGCGCAGUGUCGACGUAGGCCGGACUUGCCGACCACGUCCCGUUAAAGGGUGUGUUCUAACAUUCUUCCAACGAUCAUUGUGCGUGGAAGGUCGCUCUUCGAAUACCUGGGUGUGCACGUGUUACAUAUAUCGUGUAUCAUAUUUAAAUCUACUACGAGUUGUUCGCGAUGGAAAAUUUUCUUUCCAAUUCUUUUGACCGAUCGAAGAGAUCGGAAUCGUUGCGGACGUUCUUCUCGAGUUGAGAAAAGAAUAAUCAAAGUUUCUGUUCCAAGAUUUUCGACGAUAACGACCAACGACGCCUCGUUACGCUGGCAAAAAGAGAGAAGCGUGUUGGUUGCGGCAGGUCACGAGGAACGGGUCUUAAGAUGGCCUACAUUAUCCAGCCUUAUCGGUGAGAGAAAGAAACAGGGAGAAGGAGAAGGACAAGAGGAAGAAGAAGAAGAAGAAGAGAAGACCACGUGGCGGGAGAAACGGUCGAGAUAAUAGCCGGACGGAAAGAAAAAUGGGACAAGCUUGGUGCAAGGAGAAGACCUCCAAGGCACAGGACUCCAAGUCUCCUCUGGAUCGAGUCUUCGUGCGUUGCGCUCAUCGGAUCUACCCCAGCUUGAAGGAGGAGGGGUCGGUGUUGGGCGGCGGGACGCAGAGAGUGACGAGCUCCGAAAUAGGGUACGCCGGUUCGCCGCCAAGGGAAGUGCUGACCAGAGGGAGAAGCAUAGAUUCCGUGGACAGGCCGUUUCAUCCGAGCGACUGGGUCGACGUGAACCUCGAAGUUCCGAGCACGCCGAGGGCGGCCUCGGUGCUCACCAAUUUAACCGUCGACACGAACCUCUAUCCGGCCACCACCCCAACGUCCAGCUGUUCGAAUCUAAAGGACGUGACACCGAUUCCACCGCCGAGGCGUCGAAAGCGGAACAAGGGCAGGCCUUUGCCGCCUAAGCCGGACGAGGUGGGCACGGAGAACUCGUCCAACGGGCUGGAGACCGGCAACGAACCGUUAUACUCGUCGGUGAGGUCGCCGAAAAGCAGCGGGGACGAGCAGGAGGCGGAAGAGAAGACGAGGUCGUACGAGGAAGGAGGGGGUUGCGAGGGUAAAAGGGCAAAGGAGAUUUACGAGCACAAGGUUAACGGAACCGGAAGAGUAAUAUCGAGCGACGUGGUUUCCGGGAGAAGGUGUUACGAGAGCGGCGUUGCGCGCAGGAUCGGCCGCGAGAGCGACGAGUACGAAAGAUUCGCGAACAGCCGCACGAGCAGGGAUUCCUCCACCCCGAAACGCGAGGAGAAGAGGAAAUGGAGGCAAGGGAAGAAGCGCGUAGGGGAGGAUCGGGCGAGGAAGGAGGAGAAAUGGAGCGGCAACGCGAGGUACAAGCACUCGAGCACCGUCAGCCUGCCGAAUUACGACGAGUUGGAUACGAUCAGGCAUCGAUCGAGGGAAACGGACCGCCAACAGGACGAAUCCGCCUUCGAGUCCCGUCGUCCGAGGAGACCCGUCAGGAGCAGCACCGUAUCGCUUCCGGCCGAAUCCUUCCUCUCCCCGUUUUCCGAGAAAACGAGCGUGCGACUGGAGGAUUACGUCCCAACGUCCGACAACCUAUCGCCGUAUCAGGUUAUAGAAAAGUUGAGCAGAGCGAACGGAAUGGUGAAAGAGUACGACGAGUACGUAAAGUACGACUCGAGCAGAGGGGAAGAACACUGGGAAUUAAGCGACAUCGGAUACUCGGAAAUUCAGGAUAAAAGUUGGGACGAGGAGAAGGAGGACGCGGUCGAUCUCUCGAUCGGUCGGGAGGACGAGAGGGGAUCGACGAACGGGGACGUUUCCGAACCUGCCGUCUACUUGGAGAAGCCCGAAGCGUUCGGAAAAACGGCGUCCCCGCUAGCCGACCAACCGGAACUCGCCCAAGUCGAUCCAAAUAGAUCUCACGCGAGAUUCUACGAUCCACCCACCACGGCUGCAAACUGUUGCAAUAUCAUCGAGUCGUCGCGGUUCAAAGAGCCCUUCUUCUUGGACGAGGCGAAACAUCGUUCCGUUUUAGAUACGAUCGGCGGGUCGAGCGAGCAAGGGAAAGCGGAGUCCGAUCGAUUCGGCCAAUCGUCGUACCCCGUGGAGGCGGCCGAGUUGGCGACCACCGCUCUCAUCAGAACCAUCUCCGAGGAGUCGUUGCCGCGCGAGAUGCUGGAGGAGCCGGACGACUUCUUCGACGAGAAACUCGCCAAGGACGCGCGCAACAACAUGAAGAAGCGACUGGACGACUGGGAAACGGGCGGCACGCCGCCGCCCAGCCCCGAGCCCAGGAUCAAGUCCCUCCUCGACCCGGAUCACUCCACCCUGUUCAAGAUCCUCAACAAGGAGGAGGGAGCGGAGGAGAGCAACGUGAGCUCCAUGACGCCCAGCCUCACCGAGUUGGAGGCCGCCUUGUCCGACAUGUUGGAGAAGGAGGAGCCGCAGGAGGCCAGGCCCAGCAACGAGCAGGUGCCGAAAAUAUUGGAGCCCGUGAUCGAGGAGUUGAACGAUCGAAGCGGGGCGAGAGACAGGCAACUUGGCACGGAAGGCGAGAGAAAGGUGGCGGGACGAAAGGUCUCCUUCUGCUCGUGGGAAGAGUCGAUCGCGGCGACGGAGCCUCGUCGAUCGGAAGCUGGACCACCCAAUCUCGACAACGCGUUCGAGGAAACGGGAAAGGAGGCGUUCGAUGUUCCGCCAAAGAAACCCAACAGAUCCAACAAAAGCUCGGAGGAGGAUUUUUCGGGGGACAUUCUCGUCCCGACACCCCCUCGAAGGAAGAACAAGGGCGGUCUCCUUCUCGGCGUGGCGAGGAAGGAAUCCGAAACGGCGCAAAACGGCACGUCCGACCUCCACAACGACAGGCUUAUUUAAUCGUCGGAUCUGGCGUUCGUUAGUUAAAGUUAAGCAACGAGACGAUCGCACGAACGAGAAAUUAUUAAGAUUCCGUUGUGACCAUUACACGAUUGUAUAUAUCUUUCUGUACGUAUAUGUAUAUGUUAUGUAUCUACCCGUGUAUGUACAAUACAUGAUCGUUUCAAUCUGUGUUU
Molecule: messenger RNA, 3443 nt
Organism: Apis mellifera (honey bee)
Lineage: Eukaryota; Metazoa; Arthropoda; Insecta; Hymenoptera; Apidae
Exons: 10
Coding region: 901-3267 (788 amino acids)
Source: RefSeq, a predicted model, not a curated record